Messenger RNA from Pichia membranifaciens NRRL Y-2026, 714 nucleotides. RefSeq lists its product as hypothetical. The annotation marks the transcript as partial. The record is from RefSeq and is a predicted model, not a curated record. Lineage: Eukaryota; Fungi; Ascomycota; Pichiomycetes; Pichiales; Pichiaceae. Gene Ontology annotation, biological process: protein ubiquitination. The transcript has a single exon. Gene Ontology annotation, cellular component: CCR4-NOT complex. Gene Ontology annotation, molecular function: RNA binding; ubiquitin-protein transferase activity; metal ion binding.
UCUGAAGAUGAAGAUGAUUUUUGUCCACUUUGCGUCGAGGAGAUGGACAUCACGGAUAAGAACUUCAAGCCAUGCCCUUGUGGAUAUCAGAUAUGUCAGUUCUGCUACAACAAUAUAAGAACGAACCCGGAGUUGAACGGGAAGUGUCCAGCCUGUCGUAGACCAUAUGAAGACAAGAACAUAGAAUACCGAAACAUCACGGCUGAGGAGUGGAAGUUGCAGAAGGCCAAGAUUGAGAAGAGAAAGAAGGAGAAAAAGAUAAUAGAAAAGGAGAAGAAAGAUGCAGAGCAAGCCAAGAGACACCAUUUGGCGGGCAUGAGGGUAAUCCAAAAAAAUUUGGUUUAUGUUGUUGGAUUGAACCCGCCUUGCUCGUACGACGAUUUGAUCCCGGUGUUGAAAUCGGAAAAGUAUUUUGGUCAGUAUGGUAAGAUCAAUAAGAUUGUCAUCAAUAAGAGGGCACCGAAUCCAAACAACCCCCACCAUCUAAGUUCAAGCCCGGGCUACGGGGUCUACGUUACCUUUGCCAGAAAGGAAGACGCAACUAAAUGUAUUGCUGCUGUCGAUGGCUCCAUCAGUGAUGGGAAGCUGUUGAGGGCAGCACACGGCACAACCAAGUAUUGCUCGUCCUACUUGAGAGGACAACACUGUCCAAAUCCAAAUUGCAUGUUCUUACAUGAACCUGGUGAGGAAGCCGACUCCUACUCGAGACAGGAC